UGCACCGCGCGCUGCCCGAGGCGCAGGUCACCCGGAAUCAACAUGUCUGGGACUGAGGAAACAGUUCUUGGAGGCCGUGGCAGCCAUCCUUCCUCUGCUCUUGGCAACUCUGUAUUAUGCUUUGGACAGUAUCAGUACACAGCAGAAGAGUACCAGGCCAUCCAGAAUGCUCUGAGGCAGAGGCUGGGCCCGGAAUACAUCAGUAGCCGCAUGGCUGGAGGAGGCCAGAGGGUAUGUUACAUUGAAGGUCACAGGGUAAUUAAUCUGGCCAAUGAGAUGUUUGGUUACAAUGGCUGGGCACACUCUAUCACACAGCAGAAUGUGGAUUUUGUUGACCUUAACAAUGGCAAGUUCUACGUGGGAGUCUGUGCAUUUGUGAGAGUCCAGUUGAAGGAUGGCUCAUAUCAUGAAGAUGUGGGCUAUGGUGUCAGUGAGGGCCUCAAGUCAAAAGCCUUGUCUUUGGAGAAGGCCAGGAAGGAGGCCGUGACCGACGGGCUGAAGCGAGCGCUGAGAAGUUUCGGGAAUGCACUUGGAAAUUGUAUUCUGGACAAAGACUAUCUGAGGUCACUAAAUAAGCUUCCCCGCCAGUUGCCUCUUGAAGUGGAUCUAACGAGAGCAAAGAGACAAGAUUUUGAACCAUCUGUGGAACAAGCAAGAUACAGCAGCUGCCGGCAGAACGUGGCUCCGGGAUCCCUCGAACCACCGGAGGUGACCUCGCCUUGCAGACCUAGCCGCUCGGAUGAUCCGCCCACUGUGGUGCAGGAGGAGAAGGCCAGCAGCUGCCGCCUGCGGCCGUCUGCCGCCGCGAGCGAUGCCACGUACGAGCGGAAGCUACGCCAGAAACAGUUGCAGCGGCAGUUCCGGCAGCAAAUCGAGGAGCAGCGGCAGGUUCAGCGGUCCGCUCCGGCGGCUGAGCCGAAGCCUCCGGCAGCUCCUCGCAAGCACAGCACUCCCAUAACUGCCGUUCCCGAACCACUCACAGAGGACUUCCUUACAGGUCAGUAAGAGCUCCUGAUCUCGGUCCUCGCAGACAGUCUUGGAAUGUGGGAUAUGGAUCCAGAUGCAAGCGACAGUGAUGUCAAGCCCUUGUCUAAACCAGAACUGCUCCAGACCUCUGCUACAUCAGUCCUGAAGAACCAGAUGGUGACCUGGGACAGGACCCCACAGAACCUCUGCCACCAGAAUCCACAAGCAAAAUCUGGACUCUCGCACCUCCAAACUCACAACAGCAACCAAGAUGUAACAGGAAACUGUGGUAUCUAUGGGAAGAACCAGGACUUGAAGAAAAGGAAAUUGGAUCCAUCCUAAUGGAGGCUCAGGUCACAUCCUUGGACUUUGUCACAAAGGGACUUUCACAAACUACU
This is a messenger RNA of Neomonachus schauinslandi (Hawaiian monk seal), 1364 nucleotides long. RefSeq names its product RAD52 homolog, DNA repair protein (gene RAD52). Lineage: Eukaryota; Metazoa; Chordata; Mammalia; Carnivora; Phocidae. Gene Ontology annotation, biological process: DNA recombinase assembly; double-strand break repair via single-strand annealing; double-strand break repair via homologous recombination. The transcript is spliced from 12 exons. The record is from RefSeq and is a predicted model, not a curated record. Gene Ontology annotation, cellular component: nucleus.